Molecule: messenger RNA, 2039 nt
Organism: Helobdella robusta
Lineage: Eukaryota; Metazoa; Annelida; Clitellata; Rhynchobdellida; Glossiphoniidae
Exons: 11
Coding region: 26-1549 (507 amino acids)
Biological process (GO): peptidyl-lysine monomethylation
Cellular component (GO): nucleus
Molecular function (GO): protein-lysine N-methyltransferase activity; protein binding
Source: RefSeq, a predicted model, not a curated record
AUAGUUGAUAAUGAAGUCCUAAUGGAUGAAAACAGAGUUACAAAUGGCUAAGCACACUCACAACGAUGAAGAUGACAAUGAAAAUGUUGUUAGGAAAAAAAUGAAGCUGUUACCAGAUGAUGAAAAGCUGGUUGCAUUCCAGGAUUGGAUGCGGCAGGAAGGUUUCUUGCUCUUCAAUGUAUCUGUCAGCAAGAGAAAUGUGGCUUCAGGUUGGGGCCUGGUAGCUGACAAGGACAUCACGGAGGGAGAUGUGCUUUUCACUGUUCCCAGGAGUGUUCUCUUACAUCCCUGCACUGUCUCUGAUGAAUUGAAGGUGGCGAUUGAAGCAGCUGGUGAGGAACUGGACAGUGGCAGUAGCUGGGUACCUCUUCUCCUGUGUCUGUUGCAUGAGUAUGAUAAGAUGGAAGCUGCUGCUUGUGGCUUUGGUGGUAGGUGGCAGCCUUACUUCAACAUGGUGCCUGAUUUUGAUGACCUCCACCUUCCAAUGAUGUGGUCCAAAGAGGAAUUGAAUGAAGAAUUGAAAGGAACGAAUUUGCUGGGGCUGUUGGAUCGCGAUCUGAAGUCAUUAACAUUUGAAUUCGAACACAUUGUUGUGCCCUUUGUUAAGAAGCAUCCUCAAUUGUUCAACGCAGACAACAUCACCUUGCAUCACUUCAAGAAGAUGGUCUCUUUUGUCAUGGCGUACAGCUUCACUGAACCGAAGAAACCAGGCAAAGAUGAUGACGACGACGAUGAUGAUGAUGAGGAUGAUGUCCACCCACCAAUGAUGGUACCACUGGCAGACAUCUUGAAUCACGCCAGUGAAAACAAUGCAUUCAUCAGGUUCAGACCUCAGUGCUUGGAAAUGCUUGCCAAAAGAAAUAUCAAAAAAAACGAAGAGAUCUUCAACACAUACGGUGAACUAUCAAAUGAACAGCUCUUGCAUAUGUAUGGCUACGCUGAACAUCCCACACUUGCUCUGUAUGAUACUGUGGACAUUCCAUUGAAUGAUCUACGGGAAACAUUUCUUCAAAUGAACACAGAUCAGCCAACACAACAACAACAACAACAACAACAACGUCACCAAUCAACCAACUUACCGGUAGCCAAUCAAAAUGCACCAUUCAUUGAUAAAAAGUGGAGUUACCUGACUAAGCUAGGUUACAUAGCAGAUGAUGGUUGUUUAGUGCUUAGUCAUGAUGGAGUGCUGACUGAGAAGAUGAUGAACUCUAUUAUGAAAAACAUGUCGAAGUUGCCUGAUUCCUACAAGAUGCUACUCAACAAGCUGGCCACAAGACAACUUGGGAAGUACGGAAGAAGUUUGGAGGAGGAAGAAGAAUUGAUGAAGAAGUUGGAGGAGGAGAUGGAGAAGAACAACUUUCAACCAACACAACAGGCUGAACAUUCUUCAACGUCACCAGAUGGCGGUUGUACGCAGCUAGAAUGUACAAAUGUUCCUACAAACAUGAAACACCACUUAAGAACAAAGUUGUACUCAUCGUAUGUGAGGUGUGGCCAGAUGAGGUUGCUGCAAAAAUUGACGUCAUCCACUCUCGGCGGCUUCUCUUGAAUUCGCUUUUACGCAUCAUAGCAUAUAAUUUGCAGAUUUUUAUUACCUUGGUUGGAUGGUUUGUUAAAUGCUGGUGCAUUAACUCUCUUCAAUAUUUUUCAUUAUAAGUUUACUUUUUUGUGGAAUAUUAAUUGUUUAUGUUUAAAAAUAUACGUGAAUUCUAAAUUAUUGCUUGAUGAAGGUUACGAUGUAGGUGUUGAAGAUUUUAAUACGAAACGAAAUUGGAAUGAUGGGUAAGGAUCUGUUUGAACACACAUUUUGGUGAACUUUAAAUGCUAAAAGUAUCAAAUCUCGGUCGAAGAUUUUAACCAUACACACAGCAAAUAUUUCGCUCGUGAAACAUUUUAAUCAAAUUUUGGUAGGAAGGAGACAAGAAAUCAAUACUAAAAUUAAGUCUCCAUUUGUUAGUGGUCUAUUAUUUUUCCAAAAAUUCAAACUGACAAACUCGGAUGGUUACAAGAUGUGACGAAUGACGUUGUGAUUUUGAAAG